This is a messenger RNA of Oppiella nova, 529 nucleotides long. NCBI's taxonomy places the organism in Eukaryota, Metazoa, Arthropoda, Arachnida, Sarcoptiformes, Oppiidae. The record is from the annotation of a GenBank genome assembly.
UAUAAUUUUCAUUUCUGAACACUGUUUCCAUUAUUUCUCUUUAAUUGAUGUAAAACUUGUUAUUAAAAGUGUUUGCAUUUACAGCCGGCGAGGACGACACCGAUCGUUCAAAAGUCAGCGGAGAGGCGGACGCCAAUGAACACUCCGCCGACGGGUGCACAGAUCGAUAGCGCGAAGAACAGUCCCGGAGGAGAAGGAGUUUUGCAGACGUUUUUCAAUAGUCUAUUAAGUCGUAAAUCUGGUGGCUCUCCAGGUAUGGGAUCUCCGCGAACGCCAAACACGAUGGCCGACAACCUGACGGCCGCCAACGUUCACGCGGAGUUGGACCGUAUGGGAUCUCCGCGAACGCCAAACACGAUGGCCGACAACCUGACGGCCGCCAACGUUCACGCGGAGUUGGACCGUAUGAUCGGCAGUAAUAGGAUUGCCAGCAAUAGCUCGACGCCAACGCAUAACCUAAACGUCUCCACGUCUUCAGAGCAAUGAUUUUUCAUGAAAUGUUAGGUUUUGAUAAUUAUAUAAAUAUAUA